This is a messenger RNA of Stylophora pistillata, 740 nucleotides long. RefSeq lists its product as uncharacterized. The record is from RefSeq and is a predicted model, not a curated record. NCBI's taxonomy places the organism in Eukaryota, Metazoa, Cnidaria, Anthozoa, Scleractinia, Pocilloporidae.
AGCAAAAAGACUACCAGUGGCAAAAUGCCAAAACAGCCACUGAUGACCAAAGAGGCCAAACAGCCACUAUUGGCCAAAAUGGCAAAAACGCCCCUGGUAGCUAAAAUCGCAAUUUGGCCACUAGUAGCCAAAAUGGCAAGUCGGCCACUAAUGACGGCUAAACAAGCAAAACAGCCACAGGUGGCCAGAAUGGCAAAACGGCCACCAGUGGCCACAAGGGCAAAACUGCCAGUAGUGGCCAAAAUGGCAAAACAGCCAUUAGUGGCCAAACUAGCAAAACAACCACAAGUGGCUAGAAAGGCAAAUCGGCCGUUAGUGGCCAGAAUGGCAAAACGGCCACUAGUGGCCACAAUGGCAAAAUUGCCACUAGUGGCCAAAAUCUCAAAUCGGCCACUGGUGGCCAAAAGGGCAAAACGGCAACUAGUGGCCCAAAUGGCAAAAAAACCUCAGGUGGCCAGAAUGCAAAACAGCCACAAGUGGCCAGAAAAUAAUGGCAAAACGGCCACUACUGGCCAAAAUGGCAAAACGUUACAAGUAAGCAAAAUGGCAAAACGGCCACUAGUGGCCAAAACCAUAAGGCAACCACUAAUGGCCUAAAUGCCAAUACAGUUACAAGUAAGCAAAAUGGGAAAACGGCCACUAGUGGCCAAAAUCGCGAGGCAACUACUAAUGGCCUAAAUGCCAACACAGUUACAAGUAAGCAAAAUGGCAAAACGGCCACUAGUGGCCAAAAUCGCAAA